Molecule: messenger RNA, 216 nt
Organism: Rodentolepis nana
Lineage: Eukaryota; Metazoa; Platyhelminthes; Cestoda; Cyclophyllidea; Hymenolepididae
Source: the annotation of a GenBank genome assembly
AUGCCGAAACAAAUCGCGAACAUCAAGGACUUCCUUCUCAAGACUCAUCGAUCCGAUGCCAAGUCGGUCAAGAUCAAGACCAACAGGGACAAUGUCAAGUUCAAGAUUAGGUGCAGCCGUUACUUGUACACCUUGGUUGUAAAUGAGAAAGAGAAAGUGGAAAAAAUUAAGAAGGCUCUUCCUCCAAAUCUCACGAUCAAGGAGAUCGGCAAGUAA